Molecule: messenger RNA, 1216 nt
Organism: Sphaerulina musiva SO2202
Lineage: Eukaryota; Fungi; Ascomycota; Dothideomycetes; Mycosphaerellales; Mycosphaerellaceae
Product: cystinosin
Exons: 3
Coding region: 15-902 (295 amino acids)
Biological process (GO): L-cystine transport
Cellular component (GO): fungal-type vacuole; vacuolar membrane
Molecular function (GO): L-cystine transmembrane transporter activity
Source: RefSeq, a predicted model, not a curated record
GCAGAGUCCAGGAGAUGGAAACAAUGCUCUCCCUCUCCUCCAUGUCCCAUCAGAGUCGUCUCGUGGCGCAGACCAUCUCCUUACUCUGCGGCUGGGUCUAUGUCAGCCUGUGGACCAUAUCCUACUAUCCCCAGCCUCUGCUCAACCGACAGCGCCAAUCUACAGAAGGCUACGCCUUUGACUACCCUAUUCUCAACGUCUUUGGCUCGCUCUGCUACACUACAGGCACCACUCUGCUCUAUUAUUCCCCACUCGUCCGACGCGAGUAUGCGUUGCGCCAUCCAGCUAAUCCAGAACCCACCGUUCGCUUCAACGACGUCGUAUAUGGCCUGCACUCUGUUGCUGUCACCGCAACCACCCUCUCGCAGUUUUGGCCCAGCCUGUGGGGAUGGAGUAAGCCUGCUCUCAGAAAGCCCAGCAAAGUGACCAUUUCGAUCGUGGCGGCAGGCUUCAUCUGCCUGCUGAUUGCGAUAUCCAUAGCAUUCAUGCAGGAAACAUUUCACAGGCAUGAACUUGUUCGUGCCUCUUUCAUCUGGCUUGACGUGGUCUACACGCUCACAUACAUCAAACUCGCCAUCACAUUAGGGAAAUACAUGCCGCAAAUCUCGAUGAAUUACCGUCGACAAAGCACUUCGGGCUUCGCCAUCACCGGCGUUACUCAGGACUUCGUAGGAGGUCUUCUCUCACUUGCGCAAUUGCUCAUUGACUCGAGUUUACAAGCUGAUUGGACCGGAUUGACGGGCAAUCCGAUCAAGUUGGGGCUUGCCAACGUGAGUAUGGUCGCUGAUGUGGUCUUCAUGGUACAGCAUUACGUGCUGUAUGGGGACAUGGGAGGUGGAGGGGGACACACGGUUGAGGAGCAGGAGGAUGUGGAGAGAGAACGAGAGCCAUUGCUGGGGUGAGGUAAGGUAUCUAGGUUGUACCUCCUACCUCCUAGUACAUGUACCUCCUAGGAGGUCGGAGGUAGUGAGGAGACAUGUUGCAGGUCGACGACGGUACAUUGAUGCCGCGAGUCAUCUAUUGAGACUACCUAACUGUGUAACUGGAGAGGCAGAUAUCUUGGCGCCGGAAUGUGGCGACGAAGCUCGACAAAUGUAUGCAACGAAAGCCAAGAGAAUUACAGGUACCUACACCAUGUACCUGCGCGCAGCUGGUGAUGCUACACACAGCUACCUUAGGUAUGAUUACACAUCGCAAUGCUGGCGACAUUUGUCGC